AAAAAAAAAGAAAAUACUGAGUACGUGGAGAUGGUGCGAUCAAUGCAAGGAUAUCUUUGAUGAAAUUUGGAUAAUUAGUCGAAGAAUCUUCAGCGAGACACAAAAUAUCCAGGAUGAAGUGGGAAAAGCUGAAGCCCCCUGAGCCUGACGACCCGAUGUGCUGCUGUGAGUGUGAUCUCUCCCAGUGCUGUGACUGUGAAGACCUGGACAAGGCUUUUAACAGCUGGCUGAAGAGCAAACACCUCAAAUGUGGUUUCCAGUCUCCAGUUUUGCGGGCCAUAAUUGAUAACCUCGAGAUCUCCAUGAUCCCAGCUCUGGUAUUAUUGCCUCUCCUCCUCCGAAUUGCAGCUCUACACUUUCUUUUGGGCGUGACUGUCCUGACUGUCCUGCCUGUCCUUGUGCUCUGGUACUAUUAUGCCACUCACCAAAAGAGGCGCCGCACCCUCUUCUUCCUCACGUUGGCGCUAUACUCUCUGGCCUACAUGUAUUACCUCUUCAUCACAGAGAUUUUACCUCGGGGAAAUGUCAGCCACAUGCAGCUCUGCACCGUCACCACUGGCAUGAUCCUGACCAUCGUCUCUCUCAUCAACACCAAAAAAGGCCCAGGAUUUGUCACCCCAGAUCUAUACGACACACAGAAAUAUGAAAGCACAGAAGUUAAUGGAGAUGUAAAGUCCCAAACAACGAAAAAGUCCAAUAGAGGCAAGUGGGUGCGAUGUCCUGUGUGCAAAAUCAUGAGACCUCCACGAGCAGGACACUGUCGAACCUGUGGGGCCUGUGUCCAACGCCUGGAUCAUCACUGCAUCUGGAUAAACAGCUGUGUGGGACAAUCCAACCACCGCAGUUUCCUGUUGACCCUGGGUCUCUUCCUGGUGACAUCUGUGUAUGGCAUGAGCCUGGUUCUGCACAGCAUCUGCCCAGGGCACUAUGUGCUGACUGCUGCCUUCUACUGUCCAGGAGUCUACUCACACUACAGUACAGCUCUGUGCUUCACCUGUGUGUGGUACAGUGGAAUCAUCACAGCUGGGCUUUUUUACCUGAUGGUGGUACAGCUCCUAAACAUCAGCUUCAAUGUAACAGAGCGUGAGGCCCAGCUGGCCCUCAGGAGCGGCACAGGGCAGUGGCGUCUAUGUGGACUGGUGCUGGUCACAGGAGAGUACUCACACGGAUUCACUCACAACUGGCUCGAGUUUCUCACCAUGACACGUGCCUCUAUGUCAGGAAAAUGGUACCUGACUGGAUUUGCAACUAACGCUCAGUGGUUCAUCAUACAUAAGAUAACCAUGAGAACAGGCACGUCAACUUUCACACCAAUGGAUGGGGACUUAGACAUGCCCUUUGAAAGUCUCAACCCUGAUGGCACUUGCUUCAGAAUGCACAGCUUGGCCAAGAAGACUGGUGUGCCUGGAAAAUUCACCUAUGCUGGCCAUGGAAGUAUGAAUGACAUGCGGAUAGUGGACGUUAAGUAUGAUGAGUACGCACUGAUUUACACAGUCAGGACCAUUGGAGAUACUUCAGAUGCUGUCAUCAAAGCUUACAGUCGUGCACAAGAGCUCAGCUCAGCUAUACAGGAGAAGUUCAAGCAGUUUGCCUUGGAAAAUGGGGUCCUCCCAGAAAAUGUGGUCAUCUUGCCCAAGAAUGGUAAUUGUGCCAGCUUUGCCAUUACAGAAGAUGACCAGAGAGCACAGCUUAGCCUGAAAAAAUGUCAGGUGAAUAAGGGCACGGAGAAUCUUCUUUGUGGACUUCAGUUCAGCCUUCAAGCCUCCAGAGGCACCUAA
This is a messenger RNA of Boleophthalmus pectinirostris (great blue-spotted mudskipper), 1778 nucleotides long. RefSeq names its product palmitoyltransferase ZDHHC23-A-like. The transcript has 12 exons. NCBI's taxonomy places the organism in Eukaryota, Metazoa, Chordata, Actinopteri, Gobiiformes, Gobiidae. The record is from RefSeq and is a predicted model, not a curated record. Gene Ontology annotation, cellular component: Golgi apparatus; endoplasmic reticulum. Gene Ontology annotation, biological process: peptidyl-L-cysteine S-palmitoylation; protein targeting to membrane. The coding region runs from base 114 to 1778 and encodes 554 amino acids. Gene Ontology annotation, molecular function: protein-cysteine S-palmitoyltransferase activity.